Jaculus jaculus (lesser Egyptian jerboa) is the source of this 12841-nucleotide messenger RNA. RefSeq names its product PKHD1 like 1 (gene Pkhd1l1). Lineage: Eukaryota; Metazoa; Chordata; Mammalia; Rodentia; Dipodidae. The coding region runs from base 1 to 12756 and encodes 4251 amino acids. The transcript has 78 exons. The record is from RefSeq and is a predicted model, not a curated record.
AUGCGACACCUGUGGCUCCUGGGGGCCUGGGGUCUCUGCGGGCUGCUUCUGUGCGCCGCACAUCGCGGCACAGAUCGCUCUAAAGCAAUCCCCAAAGUCACAGAAGUAAUGCCUAAAUAUGGUAGCAUCAACGGAGCAACGAGGCUGACCAUCAGAGGAGAAGGUUUUUCUCAAGCAAACCAGUUUAAUUAUGGAGUGGAUAAUGCUAAAUUGGGAAAUAGUGUACAAUUAGUUUCUUCUUUCCAGUCAAUUAUUUGUGACGUAGAAAAGGAUUCAAGCCAUUCAACUCAAAUUACAUGCUACACCAGACCUAUGCCUGAAGAUUCCUACACUGUUAGAGUCAGCGUGGAUGGGGUUCCAGUUGCAGAGAACAACACGUGUCAUGGGCCUGCCAAUAGAUGGGCUUGCAGCUUCAGUGCAAAACCUUUUAGAACACCAACAAUACAGAGCAUCACACCAUUGUCUGGAGCUCCAGGUACAAUAAUAACAAUCCAAGGCAGAAUCUUCACUGAUGUCUAUGGAAGUAAUAUUGCACUAAGCUCAAACGGGAGAAAUGUUAGGAUUUUGAGGGUUUAUAUUGGAGGCAUGCCCUGUGAACUGCUUGUUCCACAAUCUGAUGAUUUGUACGGUCUAAAGCUAGAUCAUCCAAACGGAGACAUGGGUUUUAUGGUUUGUAAGAUAACUGGAACUUACAUUGGUCAUCACAAUGUCAGCUUCAUCUUAGAUAGUGAUUAUGGAAGGAGUUUCCCAGAAAAAAUGGCAUAUUUUGUUUCUUCUCUACAUAAAAUUUCAAUGUUUCAGACAUAUGCAGAGGUCACGAGGAUUUCACCUUCAAAAGGAAGCGUUCAAGGAGGCACCACCUUGACAAUAAGUGGCCGGUUCUUUGAUCAGACAGAUCUCCCAGUGAGAGUGCUAGUUGGAGGUCAAGCCUGUGAUGUUUUGAAUGUAACAGAACAUACUAUUUUCUGCAAGACACCUCCCAAACCUCAGAUUCUCAAAACUGUAUAUCCAGGUGGAAGGGGCCUCAAGCUGGAGGUGUGGAAUACUAGCAGGCCAGCACGGCUUGAAGAGAUACUUGAAUACAGCGAGCACACCCUGGGCUACCUGGGCGCGAGCUGGGUGGAUUCUGCUUCUUACGUUUGGCCUGUGGAACAAGAUUCAUUUGUUGCACGCUUCAGUGGAUUUUUGGUGGCUCCAGAUUCUGACGUUUAUAGAUUUUACAUCAAAGGGGAUGAUUGCUAUGCUAUUUAUUUCAGCCAGACUGGCCAUCCAGAAGACAAGGAAAAGGUUGCGUAUCACUCAGCCAAUGCCAACAGUUAUUUUUCAAGUCCAACACAAAGAUCAGAUGACAUUCAUCUUCAGAAAGGAAAAGAAUAUUACUUUGAAAUCUUGCUGCAGGAGUAUAGAUUGAGUGCUUUUGUUGAUGUUGGACUAUACCAGUAUAGUAAUGUCUACAGUGAACAGCAAACAGGAGAUGCAAUAAAUGAAGAACAAGUUAUCAAAUCUCAGUCAACAGUCAUCCCAGAAGUACAGGUUGUAACAGUGGAAAACUGGGAAACAACUAGUGCAAUCCAGGAAGUUCAGAAGGUCACAGUUGUCAGCCCCUGUGUGGGAGUGAGUUCAUGUUCACAUUUCCAGUACCGAUUAACCUACGGCAUGGAAAAAACUGUCUGGCUGCCUGCUGAUGCUUCCGACUUCAUAGUGGAAUCAGCUCUAAAUGACCUUUGGUCUAUAAAACCAGAUACAGUCCAAGUAACAAGAACAUGGGAUCUCCAGAACAAUAUCUACAUGGUCACCUUUUUAUCAACUAGAGGAGACUUUGAUCUGCUUAGUUAUGAAGUGUUUAAUGGGCAUAACGUGACACUGGAUAUCACAGAGAAAACCAAAGGGAAACCUAACAUGGAGACAUUCACACUGAAUUGGGAUGGAAUUGCUUCUAAGCCCCUUACCCCACAGUCUUCAGAAGCUGAGUUUCAGGCAGCACUGGAAGAAAUGGUGAGCACAAGGUGUCCACCAGAAAUAGCACAUUUUGAAGAAGGAUUUCUUGUGAAAUACUUCAGAGAUUAUGAAGCUGAUUUUGAUGUGGAACAUUCUAAUAGAGGGCAGAAGACAGCUGAAACUGAUGCGUACUGUGGUCGUUAUUCCCUGAAAAACCCAGCUGUUCUUUUUGAUUCAGCAGAUGUUAAACUAAACAAACUACCAUAUGGAGACAUUUUAUUAUUUCCUUAUAAUCAGUUUUGUUUAGCCUACAAAGGAUUCCUGGCAAAUUUUAUUGGUCUAAAGUUUAAGUACCAAGACAAUGGCAAGAUUACUAGAAGUGCAAAUACACAAUUUGCAUACAACUUUGCUUAUGGAAACAAGUGGACCUACACAUGCAUAGAUCUUCUAGAUACCAUACAAACCAAAUAUUCUGGGACAAACUUUUCUCUUCAAAGGAUUAGUUUACAAAAAGCAUCUGAGUCAUGGUCCUUCUAUGUAGACGUAGUAUAUAUUGGGCAGACAUCUACAGUUUCAACACUAAAUGAAAUGCCAAGAAGACGACUUCCAGCACUAGCAAAUAAAGGAAUAUUUUUCAAGCACUUUUGGGUGAAUCGGACCAAAUUAAAUGCAUCAACUAUGGGAAUCCAGUAUUAUGUUACCAUGACUUCCUAUAACUGCAGUUACAAUAUACCCAUGUUGUCGCUGAGCUUUGGGCAGAUAAUCACAAAUGAGACAAAGAAUGAAUCUGUUUACAGAGGAAAUAAUUGGCCAGGGGAGUCAAAGAUUCGUAUUCAAAGAAUUCAAGAAUCCUCUCCACCUAUAAGUGGCAGCUUUGACAUUCACGCAUACGGACACAUUCUCAGAGGCUUCCCUGCAGAUGUGUCAGCUGCAGACUUGAAGUUUGCUCUCCAGAGCCUGGACGAGGUGGGGCAAGUGUCAGUUACCAGAGAGGGGACUUGUUCUGGAUACUCCUGGACUAUCAGUUGGAAAAGCCCGUAUGGAAGGCAGGAUCUUCUACAGGUUAAUGAUUCCAAUAUUAUUGGAGAAAAGGCUAAUAUGACAGUUACAAAGGUAAAAGAAGGAGGCUUGUUUAGACAACGCAUGCUUGGAGAUAUGCUUCGUAUACCAAGUCCACAGCCACAGGUUGAAGUGUAUGUUAAUGGAAUUCCAGCUAAAUGUUCAGGUGACUGUGGUUUCACAUGGGAUCCCAUGACUACACCCCUGGUCUUGAACACAACACCUUCUAAAGGAUCCUAUGAAGAAACCACGAUUUUAACAAUAUCAGGCUCCGGAUUUUCUCCUGCUUCAGCUGUGUUGGUCUCUGUCGGACCUGUGGGCUGCUCUCUUCUUUCUGUGGAAGAAAAUGAGAUCAAAUGCCAGAUUCUGAAUGGAAGUGCUGGACAUGUACCGGUGACCGUGUCCAUUGCUGGUGUUGGGCUCGCACAGAGUGUGGAGGAUGAGGGAUUCCACUUCACUUAUCAGAGCCAAAUCUCAUACAUCUGGCCUGAAUCUGGAAGUCUAGCAGGUGGUACUCUACUGACUCUGUCUGGAUUUGGCUUUAGUGAAAAUUCUACAGUUUUUGUUGGAAAUGGAACCUGUAAUGUGAUUGGAGCACAUUUGAAUAGGAUAACCUGCAGAACUCCAAAAAGAAUUGAGGGUACAGUUGAUGUUUCAGUCAUUACCAAUGGAAUUCAAGCCACAAAAAAGGAUGGUUUUAGUUAUAAUUGCUUACACACACCAGUUAUAACUCACUUUCAUCCAAAAUUACGGACAAUUCUAGGAGACAUUAAUUUAACAAUUAAGGGUUAUAACUUUGGAAACGAAUUCACACAAAACAUGGUGUAUGUUGGAGGAAAACCAUGCCAGGUUCUUCACUGGAACUUCACAGACAUUAAGUGCCUCUUGCCCCCAUUGUCUCCUGGAAAACAUGUUAUCUAUGUUGAAGUGAGAAACUGGGGAUUUGCAUCAACAAGAAACAAAUUAAAUGCUUAUAUUCAGUACAUUCUGGAAGUGACCCACAUGUUUCCACUGAGAGGUUCUUUGUAUGGUGGGACUGAAAUCACUCUGCUGGGUUUGGGGUUUAGCCCAAUACCAAGUGAAAAUGCUGUCUCCUUAGGUUCCUUCCCAUGCAAUGUUACGUCAUCAUCAGAAACUGAAAUAAAAUGUACUCUUCAUUCAACAGGGAAUGUGUUCAGAAUUACCAACAAUGGGGAAGAUUUAGAACAUGGAGUAGGCUAUGCCUGGUCACCGCCAGUGUUAAAUGUGUCUGUGGGAGACACUGUGAUAUGGAACUGGCAAGCACACCCUUUCCUCAGGGGGAUAGGAUACAGAGUGUUCUCAGUCUCCAGUCCUGGAAGUGUUAUCUACGAUGACAAAGGAUUUACAAAUGGAAGGCAAAAAUCUGUAUCAGGUUCAUUUUCUUACCAGUUUACUUCCCCUGGAAUCCAUUACUACAGCAGCGGUUAUGUUGAUGAGGCUCACUCCAUCUCCCUCCAAGGAAUCAUCAAUGUCUCACCAGCUGAAACCAGGCACAUCCCCCUGCAGCUGUUUGUGGGAAACACGGAAGCAACAUAUGCACAGGGCAGUUAUCCAGGACCUGAGAAUUUGCACUUGGGAAGCACCAUGGCAGGCUGCCUAGCAACCAAACCCCUGUGUGGCCUGAACAAUACCAGGGUUAACAAUUCAAAUAGAUUGCUCUUUGAACUUUCAAGUUGUGUUUCACCAUCUAUCAGCAACAUUACUCCCUCCACUGGAACAGUGAAUGAAAUAAUAACAAUUACUGGGCAUGGCUUUAGUAACCUUACAUGUGCCAAUAAGGUAACAAUUGGUAGCUACCCCUGUGUUGUAGAAGAAAGCAGUGACACUUCCAUUAUGUGUCGUAUUGACCCUCAAAACUCAAUGGAUGUUGGCAUCAGAGAAAUUGUCACUCUAAUAGUCUACAAUUUGGGCAUUGCUAUCAACACACUAUCCCAUGAAUUUGACAGGCGAUUUGUCCUUUUGCCAAAUAUAGACACAGUAUUGCCGAAUGCAGGGUCAACUACAGGAAUGGCAAGAGUGACUAUACAAGGCUCUGGAUUUGUGCUUUCUUCAGCAGGUGUAGACAUCCUCUUGGGUGAUUACCCAUGUAAAGUUCUAACUGUGAACUAUACAGCCAUUGAAUGUGAAACAUCCCCUGCUCCCCAACAGCGUGUACAUGUCUAUCUGCGAAUCCAUGGAGUACCUGCCCAGUGUAAGGGUGACUGCAGCUUCACAUACUUAGAAAGCAUCACUCCUUAUGUAACAAGAAUCUUCCCAAACUCUAUUAAUGGAUCAGUAAAAGUUCUUAUUGAAGGAGAAGGCUUUGGGACUACGCUGGAGGAGAUUUCUGUAUUCAUUGGAAGUCAACAGUUCAGAGCAAUAAGUGUUAAUGAAAAUAACAUCAGUGCUUUUGUGACUCCUCUACCAGCUGGACUUCAUUCUCUCAGGGUUGUGGUGGGGAACAAAGGUUUGGCUCUGGGAAACCUGACUCUCGGCAGCCCUGCAGCAGCGUCUGUCUCUCCAACAUCUGGAAGCAUUGCUGGUGGGACCACUUUGGUGAUCACAGGCAAUGGCUUCCACCCUGGCAAUACCUCAGUCACGGUGGGGGAUGGCUCUUGUCAAAUUAUGUUCAUCAGCACCAGUGAGGUCCACUGCAGCACCCCUGCUGGGCGAUCUGGAGAAGCCGAUCUGGAAAUUCUUGUUAAUGCAAUCACUUACCCACUUUUGUCUUUCACAUAUGCUCUGGAGGAUACGCCAUUUCUCAAAGGAAUCGCCCCAAAUAAAGGUCCACCAGGAACUGAAGUGGAGAUAAUUGGGUCUAACCUUGGCAGUGACAUUGCAGGAAUUGCUGUGAUGAUAAGUGACACUCCAUGCAAUGUGACCAUGGUCAAUGAAAGUGUGCUGCAAUGCACUGUGGGAGAACAUGCUGGGGGUAUUUUUCCUGUAACGAUGCUUCAUAAAACAAAAGGCUCUGCCCUGUCCACUGUUGUGUUUGAGUACCCACUUCAUAUUCAUAAUAUUCACCCAAGAGAAGGGAGCUUUGGUGGUGGGCAAACCAUGACUGUGACCGGCACCGGUUUUAGUCCACAAAAUUCAGCUCUGUUGGUAUGUGGCUCAGAGUGUGCAAUUGACAGGCUUCAGUCUAACUCCACGACACUGUUCUGUGAGAUUCCACACAGUAGUGGUGAAGGACCUGAGAAAGCCUGUGAAGUGAGUGUGGCCAAUGGGAAAGACUCCUCACAGUCCACGGCUCUGUUUACAUACACCAUGUCCCUAACUCCAGUCAUCACAGAAAUCUCUCCCAAGAGAGGCAGUACCUCAGGGGGCACAAGACUGACAGUCACAGGAACAGGACUCAGUGAAAAUAUGAAGGAUGUUCGUGUCACCAUAGCUGAAGAUAAAUGUGAUGUUCAGUACUGCAACAAGACACAUAUCAUCUGCAUGACAAGCGCCCAUACUCCUUCAGGGUGGGCUCCAGUUCGUGUCAGCAUCAGAAACAUGGGCAUGGCCAAACUGGAGAAUGCCGACUUCUUAUAUGUUGAUGCUUGGUCCUCUAACUUCUCAUGGGGAGGAAAAUCUCCACCAGAGGAAGGAGCUCUUGCUGUUAUUACAAAAGGACAGAUUGUUUUACUGGACCAAAGUACCCCUGUUCUGAAAAUGUUACUUAUUCAGGGUGGAACUCUCAUAUUUGAUGAAGCUGAUAUUGAACUCCAGGCAGAAAACAUUCUAAUCACAGAUGGAGGAAUUCUUCAGAUUGGAACAGAAGCAUCCCCAUUUCAACACAAGGCCAUCAUUACUUUACAUGGACAUCUGCGAUCUCCUGAGCUCCCCAUAUAUGGCGCCAAAACUCUGGCUGUGCGUGAGGGCACGCUGGAUCUGCAUGGUCUGCCUGUUCCUGUGGUCUGGACUCGCUUGGCUCACACUGCAAAUGCUGGGGAACAGAUUUUGAUUGUGCAGGAUGCGGUGACCUGGAAAGCAGGGGACAGCAUUAUCAUUGCAAGCACAGGCCACAGACAUAGUCAACAAGAGAAUGAGAAAAGGACCAUUGCAUCUGUGUCUGCUGAUGGUAUAAACAUCACACUAACCAGCCCACUGAAUUACACACACUUGGGAAUCUCUGUCAUACUUCCUGAUGAGACUGUGUUUGAAGCGAGGGCAGAAGUUGGAAUUCUUACAAGAAAUAUCUUAAUAAGAGGAUCUGAUAAUGUGCAGUGGAAUAACAAAAUCCCAGCAUGCCCUGAUGGAUUUGAUACAGGUGAGUUUGCUACACAGACCUGUCUUCAAGGAAAAUUUGGAGAAGAAAUGGGAAGUGACCAGUUUGGGGGCUGCAUUAUGUUUCAUGCUCCUGUGCCUGGGACAAACAUGGUAACUGGAAGGAUCGAAUACACAGAGGUGUUCCAUGCUGGCCAAGCUUUCCGUUUGGGACGAUAUCCAAUACAUUGGCACCUACUCGGAGAUCUACAGUUCAAAUCUUAUGUAAGAGGCUGUGCAAUUCAUCAAACUUACAACAGAGCUGUUACUAUCCAUAACACACACCAUCUUCUAGUGGAGAGGAAUAUUAUCUAUGAUAUCAAGGGGGGAGCAUUUUUUAUAGAAGAUGGAAUUGAACAUGGCAAUGUUCUGCAAUAUAACUUAGCAGUCUUUGUGCAACAGAGUACUGGUCUGCUGAAUGAUGAUGUGACCCCAGCUGCAUUUUGGGUAACCAAUCCUAACAAUACCAUACGACACAAUGCAGCUGCUGGUGGUACUCACUUUGGCUUUUGGUACAGAAUGAAUGACCACCCUGAUGGACCAUCCUAUGACCGAAACAUCUGCCAGAAAAGAAUUCCUCUUGGAGAAUUCUUUAACAAUACUGUCCAUUCUCAAGGAUGGUUUGGAGUAUGGAUUUUUGAAGAAUAUUUCCCAGUGAAAAGAGGAUCUUGUACUUCUACGGAGCCAGUCCCUGCAGUCUUCCAUUCACUUACUGUCUGGAAUUGUCAAAAGGGAGCUGAAUGGGUCAAUGGAGGGGCCCUGCAGUUCCACAACUUUGUGAUGGUGAAUAACUAUGAGGCUGGAAUUGAGGCCAAGAGGAUCUUGGCUCCUUAUGUUGGAGGAUGGGGGGAAGCCAAUGGAGCAAUGAUUAAAAAUGCUAAAAUUGUUGGUCAUCUUGAUGAACUAGGGAUGGGAUCUGCAUUUUGCACAUCAAAAGGCCUGGUUCUCCCAUUCAGUCAAGGUCUGACCAUAUCAUCUGUACGCUUUAUGAAUUUUGACCGUCAUGGCUGUGUGGCUUUGGGAGUAACAUCUAUCACUGGAGUUUGUAACGACAGAUGUGGAGGCUGGAGUGCAAAAUUUGUUGACAUCCAGUAUUUCCACACUCCAAAUAAGGCUGGCUUUCGAUGGGAACAUGAAGUGGUACUAAUUGAUAUUGAUGGCUCACUUACAGGGCAUAAAGCACACACUGUCGUCCCACACAGCUCACUCCUCGACCCUUCCCAUUGCACUCAGCAGGCUGAGUGGAGCAUCGGAUUUCCUGGAUCUGUCUGUGAUGCCUCAGUCAGCUUUCACCGGUUAGCAUUCAACAAACCUUCCCCAGUAUCUCUACUUGAAAAAGAUGUGGUUCUCUCCGACUCUUUUGGUACCAGUGUUGUUCCCUUUCAGAAGAAACGACUGACACAUAAGUCUGGAUGGAUGGCUCUGAUUCCGAAUGCAAACCACAUCAACUGGUAUUUUAAAGAUGCAGAUCACUUAACCAACAUAUCAUAUACCUCAACAUUCUAUGGAUUUAAGGAAGAAGACUAUGUAAUUAUAUCACAUAACUUCACUAAGAAUCCUGACAUGUUUAAUGUUAUUGAUAUGAGGAACGGUUCUUCAAAUCCCUUGAACUGGAAUACUAGCAAGAAUGGAGACUGGCAUCUUGAAGCCAACACUAGUACCCUCUAUUACCUGGUGUCAGGAAGAAGUGACCUUCAUCAAAGCCAGCCCACUUCUGGGGUCCUGGAUCCUGAUGUGAAAGAUGUUGUCAUUAAUUUCCAAGCUUACUGCUGUAUUCUUCAAGACUGCUUUCCUGUACAUCCGCCAUCAAGAAAACCAGUCCCCCAGAAGCGACCAGCCACUUACAAUUUAUGGUCAAAUGAUUCUUUUUGGCAAUCAUCUCGAGAAAACAACUAUACUGUGCCCUACCCAGGAGCCAAUGUGGUCAUUCCUGAAGGAGCAUGGAUUGUAGCUGACACAGACAUGCCACCAAUGGAAAGGCUCAUUAUUUGGGGAGUACUAGAACUGGAAGAUAAAUCCAGUGUGGGAGCUUCAGGGCCUUCUUACAGAAAAGUUGUUUUAAAUGCUACCUACAUAUCAAUACAGGGAGGUAGAUUAAUUGGAGGCUGGGAAGAUAACCCUUUUAAAGGAGAAUUACAGAUUGUUCUUACAGGAAACCAUUCUACCCCAGAAUGGGCUCUUCCAGAAGGACCAAAUCAAGGGGCAAAGGUCAUAGGGGUGUUUGGAGAGCUGGAUCUUCAUGGACUUCCACGUUCAAUAUAUAAAACAAAGCUUUCAGAAACCACAGAGGCAGGCUCCAAGGUCUUGUCCCUGAGGGACCCUGUGGACUGGCAGGAGGGAGAAGAGAUUGUGAUUACUACCACAAGCUAUGAUUUAUACCAGACAGAGACUAGAAGAAUUGUUAAAAUCUUGCAUGGUCACAAAAUUCUCAUUCUUAAUGACAGCCUUUCCUACACUCACUUUGCUGAAAGGCAACUGGUCCCUGGAACAGGUCAGAGCUACACAUUAGCAGCUGAUGUUGGGAUACUGAGUCGAAACAUCAAAAUAGUUGGUGACGAUUACCCAGGUUGGUCCAAAGAAUCUUUUGGUGCUCGUAUCCUAGUUGGCUCAUUCACUGGAAAUAUGAUGACAUUUAAAGGAAAUGCAAGAAUAAGUAAUGUGGAAUUUUAUCACAGUGGUCAGGAAGGCUUCAGGGACAGCACAGAUCCAAGAUACUCUAUAACAUUUCUUAACCUAGGACAGGUUCAAGAGCAUGGCUCGUGUUACGUUCGAGGCUGUGCUUUUCACCACGGAUUCUCCCCAGCAGUUGGUGUGUUUGGGACAGAUGGACUGGACAUAGAUGACAACAUCAUUCACUUUACAGUAGGAGAAGGCAUAAGAAUAUGGGGGAAUGCCAAUAGAGUCCGGGGAAAUUUGGUUACACUGUCAGUUUGGCCAGGAACUUACCAGAACAGAAAAGACUUAAGUUCAACACUCUGGCAUGCAGCAAUUGAGAUAAACAGAGGAACCAAUACAGUCUUACAAAAUAAUAUAGCUGCUGGAUUUGGAAGAGCAGGAUACCGCAUUGAUGGUGAACCUUGCUCAAGUCAGUCAACUCCGGUGGAAAGCUGGUUUGACAAUGAAGCCCAUGGAGGGUUAUAUGGCAUCUACAUGAACCAAGAUGGCCUUCCUGGAUGUUCUCUUAUACAAGGAUUUACCAUUUGGACAUGCUGGGAUUAUGGAAUCUAUUUUCAGACCACAGAGAGUGUGCACAUCUAUAAUGUGACCCUAGUGAACAACGGGAUGGCCAUUUUUCCCAUGAUCUACAUGCCAUCUGCUGUAUCGCACAAAACGUCCACUAAGACAGUGACGAUUAAGAGCUCAUUAAUUGUUGGAAGUAGCCCUGAAUUUAAUUGUUCUGAUGUCCUGCCUAAUGAUGAUCCUAAUGUUGAGGUCACUGCUGCACAUCGAAGUUCUAGACCUCUACCAGGUGGGAGAAGUGGAAUUUGUUGGCCAACUUUUGCUUCAGCUCAUAACAUGGCACCCCGUAAACCCCAUGCAGGGAUCAUGAGUUACAAUGCUAUCAGUGGCCUUUUGGAUGUCUCAGGUUCAACAUUUGUUGGCUUUAAGAAUGUUUGUUCCAGGGAAAUUAAUGUGAUAUUCAUUACUAAUCCUUUAAAUGAGGAUUUACAGCAUCCAAUCCAUGUGAAAAAUGUGCAACUUAUUGACACUAUUGAACAAUCCAAAAUAUUUAUACACAGGCCUGAUAUAAGUAAAGUGAACCCCUCAGACUGUGUGGACAUGGUGUGUGAUGCCAAAAGGAAGUCUUUUUUGAGAGACAUGGAUGGGUCCUUUCUGGGGAACUCUGGUUCAGUGAUUCCUCAAGCAGAGUAUGAGUGGGAUGGAAACAGCCAGCUAGGAAUUGGAGACUACAGAAUUCCUAAGGUGAUGCUCACGUUCUUGAAUGGAAGUAGAAUUCCCAUCACUGAAAAAGCACCUUAUAAAGGGAUUAUCAGAGAUUCAACCUGUAAAUACAUUCCAGAGUGGCAGGGCUAUCACUGCUCUGGCAUGGAGUAUGCUAUGAUGGUUAUUGAAAGCCUGGAUUCUGACACAGAAACCCGAAGGUUGUCACCAGUGGCUAUUGUGAGCAAUGGUUACGUUGAUCUCAUUAAUGGCCCCCAGGACCAUGGAUGGUGUGCUGGGUACACAUGCCAGAGAAGAUUGUCCCUGUUUCAUAGCAUUGUGGCUCUGAACGAGUCUUAUGAGGUGUACUUCACUGGUACCAGUCCUCAGAAUCUUCGACUGAUGUUGCUUAACAUUGACCAUGACAAGGCUGUUCUAGUAGGGAUUUUCUUUUCCACACUUCAGCGUUUGGAUGUCUAUGUGAACAAUUCAUUGGUCUGUCCCAAGAACACAGCAUGGAAUGCCCAAAAGAAAUACUGUGAAGUUAAUAGGCAUCUACACACAGAGCAAUUCUUUCCUGCCCUGAGCUCCACCAUACCGGGUGAAAACUACUUUGAUAGGACAUACCAGAUGCUUCAUCUUGUGGUCAAAGGAACUACGCCUGUGGAGGUCCACACUGCCGCGGUCAUAUUUGUGUCUUUCCAACUACCUGCUGUAGGUGAAGAUGAGUUUUAUAGCUCACAUAACCUGGUUAGAAAUCUUGCCUUGUUCCUAAAAAUACCAAGUGACAAAAUUCGCCUCAGCCGAAUGACAGGAGGAGAGAGUUUCCGGGGGAAGAGAUCCACAGACCGUGCAAUCGAAUUAGAGGUUGGAGACCCUCCUGCUCUGUUCUUCAGCAACAGCCCCACAGGUCAGAUGCAAUUGUCUGAGCUCCAGGAAGUUGCUGACUCUCUUGGACAAGCUGUAAUUUUAGGAAAAAUCAGUAGUGUCCUUGGAUUUAAUAUUUCUUCCAUGUCUAUUAUCAGUCCUAUCCCUCAACCAACUGAUUCUGGCUGGAUUAAGGUGACGGCCCAGCCAGUGGAAAGGUCUGCAUUUCCUGUUCAUCAUGUGGCCUUUGUAUCCUCCCUCUCAGUGAGUGUUCAGCCUGUGGCAGGACAGCCAGGACAGCCAUUCUCCCAGCAGCCUUCCGUGAAGGCCUUAGACUCAGAUGGUAAUUGUGUGUCAGUUGGGAUAACAUCACUUACUUUGAAGGCCACGCUAAAGGACUCCAGUAAUAACCAAGUCAGUGGCCUCAGUGGAAACACAACAAUUCCUUUUAACAGUUGCUGGGCAAACUAUACAGACCUCACUCCUCUUAGAACAGGAAAAAAUUACAAAAUUGAAUUUUUCCUGGAUAAUGGUAUUCGAGUAGAAUCCAGAACGUUCAGCCUGUCGGCACCGUCCGUCUCUGCAGGAGGAGGCAGUAGUGCUAGCAGUGGCGGCGGCGGCGGCAGCAGCCACAACCGGGCACCGACUGCGGCCGUGUCUGUCCAGAUAAUGACUGCAGUAAUUGGCUGUAUGGUGGGAAGAACGUUGCUCUUUGAAAUAUUCAUGGCUAUAGAUUUAAUUUUGGACACAACUAUAUGAAGGAAUUGAUGUGCUCUUCCAGAGAACAGACCUAAACAAAGACAGAACUGAACAGUAACUGGCUAUUUUGCUGCAUGACAAGAGA